Molecule: messenger RNA, 3128 nt
Organism: Thamnophis elegans (Western terrestrial garter snake)
Lineage: Eukaryota; Metazoa; Chordata; Lepidosauria; Squamata; Natricidae
Gene: NUMBL
Product: NUMB like endocytic adaptor protein
Exons: 9
Coding region: 153-1790 (545 amino acids)
Source: RefSeq, a predicted model, not a curated record
CGGGCGGCGGCGGCGGCGGCAGAGACGGAGCGGGGUCCGCGGGCGGACGGAGCAGCCGGGGCGGCAUCGGGCCCUUCCUUCCUCGCUCCCCUUGGAUGUCGAACCGGGAGGAGGAUCGCCGCUACCGCAUCCAGGCCCAGCAGGGGUGAGCAAUGAACAAACUGCGGCAGAGUCUCCGGCGCAAGAAACCCUCCUACGUACCCGAGGCCAGCCGCCCCCACCAGUGGCAAGCCGAUGAAGAGGCGGUGCGCAAGGGCCGCUGCAGCUUCCCGGUGCGGUACCUGGGCUACGUGGAAGUGGAGGAGUCCCGGGGGAUGCAGGUGUGCGAAGAGGCGGUGAAGAAGCUGAAAGCGAGUGGCCGCAAAUCUGUGAAGUCCGUGCUGUGGGUUUCAGCCGAUGGGCUGCGCGUGGUGGACGACAAGACCAAGGACCUGAUCGUGGACCAGACCAUUGAGAAGGUUUCCUUCUGUGCUCCGGAUCGCAAUUUCGACAAGGCCUUUUCCUACAUUUGCCGGGAUGGCACUACCCGGCGCUGGAUCUGCCACGGCUUCCUGGCCCUGAAGGACUCGGGGGAGCGCCUGAGCCACGCCGUGGGCUGCGCCUUUGCCGCCUGCCUGGAGCGCAAGCAGAAGCGGGAGAAGGAAUGUGGGGUGACGGCCUCCUUCGAUGCCAGCCGCACCAGCUUUGCCCGGGAGGGCUCCUUCCGACUGCCCGGGCCCCCGGCCCCCACCUCCCGCCCCUCUGGAGCAUGGUCCCCCCAGGAUAAGAAGAAAGCGGAAGCAGCUGCGGCCCCUUCGGCCCCCAUCGCAGCCCCUGCCCAACCCGGCAGCGCCUCUCCUCCCCAGGGGGCCACUUCCCCAGAGGAGAAGGUGGAGGCCGGGGGGGCUCAUGCCAUCCCGCGCCGCCAUGCCCCCCUGGAGCAGCUGGUGCGGCAAGGCUCCUUCCGAGGGUUCCCCACGCUGAGCCAGAACUCCCCCUUCAAGAGGCAGCUCUCCCUGCGCCUGAACGAGCUGCCCUCCACUCUGCAGCGCAAGGGCCACGCCGAGAGCAGCACAGUUUCAGAGGGAGAGGCAGGCGCCAGCAGGGACUCGGACAGUAUCUCAGCUCUCUGCACUCAGAUUGACACUUCGCUCGCCCAGCCAGCUGGAGAGCCCCCCGCAGCCCUCGUGCCCGCAGAAGGGGGUAGCACAGGACCCGCUUGCUCAUGGGACGACCCCCAGGCCAGCCCCCUGUUCCAGCCAGGGCACAAGAGGACCCCCUCGGAGGCAGAGCGCUGGCUGGAAGAGGUUGCCAAGGCUGCCAAGGCUCAGCAGCACCAGCAGGUUCCCCAGGCCGCCCCCCCACCUCUGCCCGCCUUUCCUCUGAGCUAUGAGGCAGCCCCCCUCCCCACAGGCAUCUUUGCAUCUCCCCACAUGCCCCCCACCUUUGUGCCUGUGGGCACUGCCUACGUGCCUGCACUGCCCUUCCCUGCCCUCCCCAGCGUGCCUGUGGUGGGCAUCACACCCUCCCAAAUGGUGACCAAUGCCUUCUGCUCCGCCACACAGGCUCCCCUUACAAAUUUGGGGGUCAAGGCCAGCCCCUUCCCGCAGGCCCUCCUGGACCCCCCUCGGCUCAGAGCCAACGGGACUGUCUGGCCCUCUGAGCAAAGCCCCCCAGGCAUUUCUGCCCCCCACCUCGAGCCCCCAGACCCCUUUGAAGCCCAGUGGGCUGCCCUCGAAUCCAAGGCCUCCACUGCUGCCUCCAACCCCUUUUCUGGUGACCGGCAGAAAACCUUUGAAAUAGAAUUGUGAUCCCAAUUGUUAAGGUUCCCCUUUAGCACCCCAUCUUGCGAGGCCGGCUUCUCUAAAUCCCUGGAUGGGGAGCGGCACUUCGGAAAGCGGCCAGUGGGACCAGGAAAGCUGCCCCCAAGAGACGCAGGGAGCCAGUUCCUCUCCCGUCCAGGCCGAGGACGGGCGGCCAGUAGGAAACCAGGGUAAGCAAGAGGCCCCCCCAGGCCUGCCACAGCCUCCGGAGAGCAGAGGGCGGAUGGGAGGGGGUCUCUGCUCUCCCCCCACCCCCGUUGUGCAGCAGCAGCAGCAGCACCAGAGCAUCAGUAACAGCUUCCAUCUCCCUUUGGGGUGCUCCACUCUGUGCCUGGCAGGCCCCCUCCUCCUCGGGCAGCUCUGCCCUCCUCUUCCCAAAACCUUUGUAGAGCUGCUGGGGAGGCUCUGGGUGCCUCCACUCCCCCCCCCCCUCCAAGGCUGCCUGUGGUUGGGCCUGAAGCUGCGAAGGCGGCUCCUUUCUCUCCAGAGGCCGAGGGACCCUUCCUCAGGCUGCACAUGGGGGACCUCAAACAGGGUUAGGGUACUACAUCCCCCCACCCACCCACCCAAGAGCAAAAGAUUGGAUUGAUGGGAGAUCCAUGAUCCCUUUUUGUCGGGGGUGGGGGGGGAGGGGAGGAACUGGCUUUCCUUUCCAAAACUUAAUAGUGGGGGGUGAGCUUGUUGGCAUGGUUAUUGCAAAAGAGGUGCCCCCUCCUCUCAGUUUUGGCUGGGUUGGAGAAAAAUUCUUCAGGUUAAUCUUGUUACAUAUUCCCAAUUUUGGGUCUGGCAGGGUACUAGUCCUCAAAUCACGGGGGGGAGGGGGGACACAGACACACUCCCAUACAUUUCAGGAUGCCUGGCCUUGUGAGGCUCCUCUCCUUCACCUCAGUCAUCCAAGCAUGGGGAGUGGGAGGUGGGGAAGAAUCCCUCCCAGAUGCAAAGGCUUAGGAAGACUUUCUCCCUGGGGGGACCUCAGGCUCUCAGGAACAAUAAGGCUGAGCGGGGUCAUCUGGAAGGGGCAGCCAAGGGAGGACUAGGGUGGGUGGGGGUGUUCCUUCUCCAGUGGGACAGCCAGCUUCAGGCAGGCUCUUGAAAGCAGCUGCCUCCCCCCGCUGCAGCUGCCUCCCACAUGGCUCCUUGACCUCCUCAGUGUCCCCCCCCUCCUCCAAAAGCAGAACUGCCCUUGCUUCCCCCCUCCCCCCUCACCUUGGGCGAGCAGAGAAGAUGGAAGCCGAGGAUUGCCUCUCCUGACCAGACUGCCCGGAGGUUUCCAAAAAUGGCAGAGGGUAUUAUUUUUUAUCUUAUUUUGAAACUUUUUGUAUUAAA